Messenger RNA from Apaloderma vittatum (bar-tailed trogon), 671 nucleotides. RefSeq names its product translation machinery associated 16 homolog (S. cerevisiae) (gene TMA16). The transcript is spliced from 6 exons. NCBI's taxonomy places the organism in Eukaryota, Metazoa, Chordata, Aves, Trogoniformes, Trogonidae. Gene Ontology annotation, cellular component: nucleus. The record is from RefSeq and is a predicted model, not a curated record. The annotation marks the transcript as partial.
CCAAAGUUGCGAAAAACCCAAGGAGGGAAGCAAGAGAAGAAAGUUAUCCACCCUUACAGCAGAAAAGCUGCGCAGCUUGCGAGGGAAGCACACAAACAGGAAAAGAAGGAAAAGUUGAAGACUGACAAAGCUUUGCGUUUGAGUAUCAUUGGAGAAAAAUUGCAAUGGUUUCAAAGUCACCUUGACCCCAGUAAAAUUGAAUACACAAAGAAGGAAGCUGGUGAACUAAUCGAAAAUUACAUGUGUCGAUUCAAUGCUGAAUUGGAGCAGAUUGAAUUACAAAACAGCAUUAAAGGUAGACAAGGAAGGCAGCACGGCUCACGAGAAACUGUCAUCAAGCAGACCAUAGAGCGUGAAAGGCAACUCUAUGAAGGUUAUGGAAUGGAAAUCCCAGACAUUAUGAACAGAAAGCAUCUUAAAUUUUUCAGAGAAUGGGAUGGUGAUCUGAAGAAACUGCCAAACAUCAAGAUGAAAAAGCUCUCAGCUAGGGAUGCUGCCUGCAGUCACCCUGAGGUGGCAGAUGUAGAACCUAAAGAAGCAGUGGAUAAAGCAGAAGAAGUGGCCUAAUGAGUACCAGCUGAUUCAGGAGCUGAAACAGCUCAAGGGAAUUUUAAGAAACCUAUUUUAGUUAUCACUGGAAACAAGAAUAAAUUCUAACUUUAUUUGCAAAG